GCUGGUUUGCGUUGACGUAGUCAGUUUCACAGUUCACACAGAAGAACUCGGCUGAUUUUAGGAGUGAACACCGGGGUUGAUACUGCUAGAGAAUGGUGGCCCUCCGCAGGGACACGUGAGACAGUCGAAUUCAGGACGGUUGAAAUCGAUGCUGCUCCGCUUCAGACGGUCCAGAUGACAGACCUACCGGCCGGCCAGAUGAACGCUUUUCCGCCGAGGCUCUGAACGUCUUCAGCUGCUAUCCGGUUACAUUUUUGUGGGACGGACGUGAGAAAGCCCCCGAGACGGACAUUCACACGCCAAGAGGAAGUCUUGAAAGACCGCAGGCUCUUAAAGAGGCCUCAGCACUUAACAGCCACGGAAAACCAUCGAAAAAUCGCUGCUUUUGUCGCAUCUCUGUGGAUUAAUCGUGUGGCAUUUUUCAAACGGGCACCUCCCUACAACCGAAGUAAAAGCGCUGCAAAUCGAGCUUUGACCUUUUCGUCUAGUACUGAAAGUUUUCAGUACUGUCAUUUAAUCAGCUGAACAGUGGCCCGUAUCGGCUGGAAAUACAUUUAAUAACACUGACUUUAUGCCCAGCAGCGUGAUAUCUUUAAACACGUGUUCUGCUCACUUCUAACUUUGACAUUCCCAAGAAGAAAUCAUAAAGAAAAAACCCAUUCAUUUCCCCCAUUGACCUACCCAUAUAAAACUUUUUUUUUUCUUUUGGAGGGAAGUAGCCAUUUAUGAACAGUUUGCAAAAUGGGGAAGAUGCUGUCAAAGAUAUUUGGCAACAAGGAGAUGAGAAUAUUGAUGCUCGGUCUGGAUGCCGCAGGGAAAACCACCAUCCUCUAUAAGUUGAAACUCGGCCAGUCCGUGACCACCAUCCCGACUGUCGGUUUCAACGUGGAGACGGUCACCUACAAAAACGUCAAGUUCAACGUGUGGGAUGUGGGCGGACAAGAUAAAAUCCGUCCCCUCUGGCGACAUUACUACACAGGCACACAGGGGUUAAUUUUUGUGGUGGAUUGUGCUGAUAGAGAUCGCAUAGACGAGGCCAGGCAGGAACUCCACCGCAUCAUCAACGACCGGGAGAUGCGGGACGCCAUCAUUUUGAUUUUCGCCAACAAGCAAGACCUGCCGGACGCCAUGAAGCCGCACGAGAUCCAGGAGAAGCUGGGACUGACGCGCAUCCGAGAUAGGAAUUGGUACGUGCAGCCCUCAUGUGCGACCACCGGAGAUGGACUGUACGAAGGCUUAACUUGGUUAACGUCUAACUACAAGUCUUAAUGAUACUGGCACUGACUGUUUAGGACAAAUAAACUCAAUAUGGGGAAAAUCAGAUGACAUCACCCAAUAUUUGUGCUGUUUUGAUUUAGAGUUAACAUUUAUUUUUGGUUAGUUUUCAAAUGACCCUUUUUUGAAAUAACGUAAUGGGUUUGGCUUGCUUUUAGUUUCCCGUCUACUGUGACACAGCCGUGUCACACACACCUCGGACUGUUGCUUAACAUGAUAAAGCAUUCCUGAAUGAAGAUUAUCUAUUUUUUUGUUUGAUUGUAGGUUUUCUAUAUUUGUUGUCUCUUCUACAGCUUCUUUCUUUGAGAUUUCAGAGUCAAAAAAUGAAGUUUUUUCUCCAGCAAACAGUCCAAUAGUGUGUUAAAGGCAUUUUAUACCAAGUAUCAAAACUGUCCAGGCAUCCACUGUAGCAAAGCACUGUUUUGCUGAGGAGGUUGUAGCAUACUAAUCGUAGGUAGCUAAUGUGGUGUAACAGGUUUUAAACUGUGCCAUAGUUAUGAUAUCACUGACAUCCAAUGAUAAUCAACAUGUAAAUGAAUCCAUGGAACAUUUUAUGCAAGAGUAUUUGUGGAAGGCGGGCUUACUACCACAGACAUAACUUAUAUUCAAACAGCAUAAUCGAAACGGGGGAUGUCUUGUGCUCUCGAAAGCUUGAAAAAUCCACUGAAAGUUUUUUGUCUGCAUUGCAGUGUAGCCCAAAACAAGUUCAAUGUUAAAGAUACUUCAUUUAUUUUAAAACAUCGAUCGAGGGUUUCCUUUUGUAGCCCUAACACCAUUAAGGCUAAUUGCAUUGACUUGCACUCAUAUGUCUCUAAAAUGUGGGAUUGUUACAUUCUUGCAUUUCAAGUGUAGUGCUUGCGGUAGAGUGGACUGAAGUUUUGAUUUUAGAGAGAAAUGUUUCAUUCUAUUCAUUUCCUCUCUUUGCUUUAAUCAUUUUGAGAAACAUGUACAGAAAACAGCUAUGUAAUUGCAACUUCAAAUUAAACUUAGUCAUUUUAA
Pimephales promelas (fathead minnow) is the source of this 2274-nucleotide messenger RNA. It is a transcript of the gene arf6b, whose product is annotated as ARF GTPase 6b. Gene Ontology annotation, molecular function: GTP binding; GTPase activity. Lineage: Eukaryota; Metazoa; Chordata; Actinopteri; Cypriniformes; Leuciscidae. The record is from RefSeq and is a predicted model, not a curated record.